Molecule: messenger RNA, 286 nt
Organism: Staurois parvus
Lineage: Eukaryota; Metazoa; Chordata; Amphibia; Anura; Ranidae
Source: the annotation of a GenBank genome assembly
AUGGGGCCCCUGUGUCCUUGCCCAGACUCAAAAAAGCCUUUGAAAAAGGUACCAGGGGCAUCUCAUGGGGCCCCCUACCGACCCCGGGCCCUCGGGCAGGGGCCCCAUGAGAUGCCCCUGGUACCUUUUUCAUUGGCUUUUUUGAGUUUUGGCAAGGACACAGGGAUCCCAUGAUCCCCUAUUGCCCGGGGGGCCCAUGAGUUUGUCAGUCCGCCCCUGCCACCUACCUAAACAUUGUUGCAGACCAAGUACACCUCUUCAUGGAAACAAUAUUCCCUGAUGGCAG